CUUUUCCGGGAUUGCUAGCUGGGAACUGGCUGGGUAUCAGUCAGUGGGUGGAGAGCAAUUGCAUUGGGCGUUACCCGUUUGUACUUUCUCGUAUUACUGUCUUAUUUUAUUUCAAUUAUUAAACUGUUCUUAACCUACGAGUCUCCCUCCCCUGGCCCCUCCAAUUCUCUCCCCCAUCCCCUGGGCAGGGGAGGGCGAGCAAGCGGCUGCAUGUUGUUUGGCUGCCGGCUGGGUUUGAACCCUGACACUCUGCUAGCUGUAUGGAAGUUGCUCUGUGUACCAUUACAAGCACUGACACUAGGGUAGAGAGCAGUGAUUGCUGUGGUACUCCAGAGGAAGAGGAAGGAUGAAAACACGCUUUCAAAGUGACUGGCGGUGGUGGUGCCAGCUGAAAGCAGUCCCUGCUGUGUAUCUUGUCUGUGUUUCGAAAGGGUGCAGCUGACUACGCUGUGAGAAGCGUGUUGGCAGGGGCCCUGUGCCCGUAAGAUGCCUGCUACCCUCUGGCCCUGAUAGCACCAACAGUAAGGCUCAGCGAAGUCACUCGGUGUUGCUUGCUGCUGAUACCUCAUCAGGACGAGAUGCAGGCCGAAGGAGCCGUGGUUCUUUAACCAGCUCUGAUCCCCCAGAACAAGCCGGGAGGGAGCACAGGCUGCAAAAGCGUCACUUGCCAAGAAUCUCUCCGUUCUUGACUUCUCACACAAUGACUGGUCGCGUCGCUCUGCCGCGAUGGAAGGACUGGGACUGAGCCACAUCUUGUGCCUAUGAAGUGUCUUCUCCUUAUGAAGCUGCAUACCCAUCAUCUGCUCUCAGGCACACGCAUCUCUAGUUCUUCUCGCCUCUCCGUGACAGUCCCUUCUGCAUUGUGAUGUGUCAGUACCUCAAUCUAGUUCUUCACUUCCUCUUGCAAGCUGAAAGUGACCACCAAACUGAAUCUGAAAUUAAAGAGCCGAAACCAAAGACUGGUAAGUAAGACAAAUGUCUUGCACGUACGACCUCAAGACGAUUUAGCAAAUAAUUCUUUUAGAUACUCCAAAUUAGUCACCGAAGAACCCUUCACGCAAGAGGCAAGUUGACUGCCCCAAACCCCACAGGAAUAAGAUGAAGGUGUUGCUGUGCCUGACUCUGAUGCUGACAUGGCUGGAGCGAUGCAGCGGGUGGGUUGGCUGGGUGUUCACGGAGCCUCAGCUUCGAGCCAGCGCUGGGGACUCUGUCCUGCUGCAGUGCCUCUUCCUAGACCCAGUGGCCAAGGGCUGGACGAUGGCCAAGGUGGACUGGCUGCGCACAGCAGGAGCCGGCACGCAGAAGGAGGAGAUGGUGUUUUAUUACUACAGCAACCAUAGCAUCCCUGUGGGCCGUUUCCGGGACCGGGCGCAGUGGCAAGGGGACAUCUCCCGCUGGGAUGGCUCUAUCCAGCUGCAGGAUGUACAGGUGAACGACAGUGGCACAUAUGUGUGUGAGAUCCGGCUGCUCCAGCGCAGCAGCAUCUUCAAGAACCACACGGUGCUGCACGUCAGUCCCACGGGACAGAGAGCAGGACGAGGAGCAGCAGAUGCCCAGGACUCUGCGGCCCCGGGCGACUCUGGGCUUUGGCCUGUGACUGUGGGCUGUGGCUGUGUGGCCGUUGUGCUGGCUUUCCUGGCCGGACUCAGCCUGAGGAAGAGGUCUGCAGCCAACACGGCCCUGGAGAGAACUGGAAAUGGCGACAGCAAGAGCAAAGCAGAGGAAGCGCUUUACUCCUCAAUCCCUGGAGCUGAUGUUCCCAAGGCUGAACAGGAUGCAGGGAAGAAGAAGAGAGCUGAGGAGACCUACAUAACCAUGCACCCUUCUCCCUUCCGGGAUAAUGGCAUCUACGUGGAGCUGUCCAAGAGGGUGAUCCCUGCGGAAUGGAUGGGAGAGGGGAGACAGGGUGAUGGACAAAGCGAGGAACCCCACAGCAGACCAGAGGCGGCACUUCCCUGGGCUCCAGAGGGGGAGAAAUAGCCGUGCUGGGGGACAGAAGCCCCUUCACCAGCAGGUGUGUGCAAGACAGCUUUGUUCCUGGCCAGCACGGCGCUGCUGUCAGCCCUUCCUCAAAGAAGUGGUGCCACUUCCCCACAUGCACCAGGCAAGAGCCACUGCCGGGGCUUGCACACCCCGGUUGUCUGCUGGGGGACCAGGGGAGAUAGGGCGCGCUGGCUUUGGUCUCCUGGUCUCUGGAGCGGGGCACAGCCUCCCUGCUCUGGCUUUGAUCCUGGUCUGUACAGCUCCAGAUCCCGAGAUAACGAUCUCCAAGGAGAGCCUGGUGGUGGAAGGAAGGGGGAGAUGCAGCAGGAGCCGUGCAGGCGUGCCAAUGGUGGCUUCUGGAGAUAAUAAAACUCAGGGAGUCUUCCUUGUCCCUGCCUUCCUUUUA
This is a messenger RNA of Tyto alba (common barn owl), 2389 nucleotides long. RefSeq names its product junctional adhesion molecule-like. Lineage: Eukaryota; Metazoa; Chordata; Aves; Strigiformes; Tytonidae. Bases 1099 to 1980 code for a protein of 293 amino acids. The record is from RefSeq and is a predicted model, not a curated record. The transcript is spliced from 8 exons. Gene Ontology annotation, cellular component: membrane.